Panthera uncia (snow leopard) is the source of this 2447-nucleotide messenger RNA. Its product is annotated as transcription factor SPT20 homolog. The transcript is spliced from 3 exons. Gene Ontology annotation, biological process: regulation of transcription by RNA polymerase II. Bases 57 to 2447 code for a protein of 796 amino acids. Gene Ontology annotation, cellular component: SAGA complex. NCBI's taxonomy places the organism in Eukaryota, Metazoa, Chordata, Mammalia, Carnivora, Felidae. Gene Ontology annotation, molecular function: transcription coregulator activity. The record is from RefSeq and is a predicted model, not a curated record.
CCGCUCAUCAAGGCACUUGCAGUUUCCCUUCUUUUUAGGGCCCCUGUUGCCCCACGAUGCAACAGUCUUUAGAACAAGCUCUGGACCGUGCGGACUAUAUCAUUGCCAGUGCCCAGCAAAGGCCUCCUAAAAGGAAAGGCUCAGCGAGUGGGGGAGCAUCUCUGGAUGAAAAACUUUAUGACCUAUAUGUGGAAGAAUGCGGGAAAGAGCCUGAGGCUACGGAGGAAUUAAGAAGCAACGUGAACUUGUUGGAGAAGCUCCUGAGGAGAGAGUCGUUGCCGUGCUUAGUGGUCAACCUAUACCCAGGAAAGGAGGGAUAUUCGCUGAUGCUCGAGGGCGAAAAUGGAUCCUAUUCGGAGACCAUUCGACUGCCUUAUGAAGAAGGGGAGUUGCUCGAAUACUUGGAUGCUGAACAAUUACCUCCUGCUCUGGUGGAUCUCCUGGAAAAAUCUCAGGUUAACUUUUUUCACUCUGGGUGUGUCAUAGCCCAGGUACGGGACUACAGGCAGUGCAGUCGGGAACCUCCCGGCUACGCGAGCAGGCAUGUUCUCCUGCGGCCAACGAUGCAGACGUUAGCCUGCGACGUGCAGUCCAUGAGCAGCGAUGACCAGACCUGGACCCAGGAAGACAGGCUUUUGCUGGAGAGCCAGCUGAUCUUAGCUACGGCCGAACCGCUGUGUCUUGAUCCUUCUGUAUCAGUAGCCUGCACUGCAAACAGGCUGCUCUAUAACAAGCAAAAGAUGAACACUGGCCCCAUGAAAAGGAGCUUCAAGAGGUAUUCUGCACCCUCCCUGAACCGGCAGCAGGAGCUGUCUCAUCGUCCACCUCCUCCUGAGCUGAGAGUAUGGCCUUCUUACAAAAAAAGCAGAGAAAGUACAACAAGUGAGAAUUGUGACUUCGUAAUUUCUAAACCGCGGAAUUAUGUAGAUACGUGGAAACAGAGACCCUGUGACUUGGCUGUACCUUCUGAAGUGGACGUGCAGAAAUAUGCUAAAUGGGAGACGUUUGUCAAAUAUGAUGAGUCAAAACCAACAGACUGGCCAGCCCACGAGGCAAAAGAUGAUUUUGAAUUUGGAUAUGAAGGUGGCGAUGAGUCUCAAACAAAGCCAGCCUUCAUGCAGUCACUUAAUGAUCCACUUAUCUCUGGUAAAAGAAGGGUACGUAAAAAAAGCAGACAUGAAAGACAGGCGUCCCCUCUGCACUCCUCCACAGGUGACCAUUCAACUAGUGUUCUGCCUAGGUCAAAGAGUGAUGCUGGGAGGGAAGUCAUUCAGUCACAGGUCUUGGUCAAGCAGAAGGCCAAAUGUCCGGUCACUGUGUCACACAGCUCCAGUGGCUCAGCCAGCCUCAGCCAGCUGCCUCCAGGGAAAGAAACAGAACAGCCUGAGAUCGUGUUUGUUCAGUCUUCAGUCCUGGGGAAGGCAGUCAGCCAUCCAUCUCCAGCCAUCAAACCUCCCUCAAGCUCAGGAAAGACUUGGUCAGGUAACAGUUUUACUCCAUGGCAGGGAAGCACCUUUCUUAAAUCUCCAUCUCCUGCUCCAGCUUCUAAGCCACCAAGUCCUUCCCAGAAAUCCCCUGUGGAAGUGAAUCCAAUUAUUAACAUGCCUCCUACAGCUACUUUGUCCAGUGCUAGCUCCUCAGAGAGAACCUUGGCCACCCAGGUCAUGGCCAAUUCUGCUGGCCCCAACAUCAUCCAAGUGGUGGGCCCUGUCAGUGGAGUCCAGGCUUGGGCAAGGGAUUCCAGCCUUGGGCAGGGCUCUACCACUGGGGCCACAGCUCCUGCGGGAAUCAAGCCCAGUAACCUGCCCUCAGGAUCUUGGCCACCAAAUGUAGGGCCCCCGGCACUGCAGGCUCCUUCUCAAGCAGGUGUUCAGUUUUUUUUUAAAGAUGCCCCAAGUAUCAGGCCAGUAAGCAUGUUCCAGCUUCCACAAGGUUCAUACCUUUUGAACACCCAGCAACUGAACACCCAGCAACAGCCUCAGCAGCAGUGGCUCUAUCAGCUGAUUCCACAACAACAACUUCGACAACCUACAGCUUCCAGUCAGCAGCCCACAGCUCCUCAUCCUCAGCAGCCAGUAUCACAGGGCUCAAGUGCACAAGGGUCAACCAGUCAGAGAACAGCCUUAUCUGCUCAGCAAGCUGUUGUCCUUAACCUUGCUGGAGCAGGAAGUUUGCUGCAGCCCCUGCAGGCAGCUGUGUUGUCUCCACUUGGCUGUGUGGAGAGCCAGAGAAGACCUGAGCAGAGCGGCGCUCAGCACACACUGCAGCUGUCCUCUGCCUUACAGCUGCAGUCCCAGCAGCAGGUACAGCUGAGAAUUCUGCCACACCCAGUGGCUCUGACAACAGUGGCCGCCCCAACAGCUCAGCCACAUCCAUCUAGCGAGCAGACAGCAAAUCAGUCAACAGGUAAAAUGAAGAAAGGCACACCAACCACUCCAAAAUCCUAG